UCAUGACGGGGCCGGGGGGGUGGACUGGGGCGGCCUCGAGGGGGUGACCGGGGAGCCGGCAAGGAUUUGGGGCAGGUUUUCUGGUUUGGAGGGCCGCAGCUGGAAGGGACCCAGAUGGAAGGCUCUGAGAGCCGCUGGGGCAUCCAUGAGAGGCGCCAGGGAGGGGUAGGCCGCGGCGGCGGGCGGGCGAGCGAGGGACGGCGAGGCGAGGAUCAACAGCAGCCCCGGCCCUGGCGCAGACGUGGGGCGGCAGAGGGCGUCGUCCAGAGCUUGAGGCGUCGAUCCAGUUCCCCAGCAAGGCAGGCGGGCGCGAGGAGGGGCAGAGAGGAAGAGCCUCUUCCCACGCGGGGGCAGAAGAGGCGAUUCCUUUUCUUAACGGGAAUCCGAGAGGGGAAGAUGGGCUAAGCGGGAGCCCUCUUUCCUUUCCGAAGGCCCGUUCCUGGUCCCGGUUCUCUGCGUAGAAGCCCUCCAAAUCCUUCCCCCCAAAGGAAGCAAUGGCUGAGUCUUCUGCCGUUGGCAAGUUAACAUUGGCUGAACCACUUCUUAAAAAGGUGUCAUAUCGUAACUGCGAAGGUGCGUCAUCAUCCCAGGAGCAUCUGUCAGCCUAUAAACCAGGAUCUCUCUUGGUAGAUGAAGACCCUAUAAUGCUGCCACCAGAGGGCAAGGGCACAGAAUGCUCUAACAGUAGUACCAUCUAUAGCCUGGGUGCCAAUCAGUGUUUUCACUGCUUGAUUACCUUCCCCGAUGAGAAAUUCAAGGAACGGCACAUGAAGCGAGAGCAUCCGGAGGACUUUGUUCAGGCCAAUUUGCAGGAUGCCCUUUUUGUCUGCUUCAUUUGUAACAAAGCUUUUGAGAGUUCCCGGGCGCUCAUCUGCCAUCAGCGAGGCCAUGCCCCGGCGCCCCCGUCUGAUUGCAGCGACUGCUUGUGCCCCACCUUUGACUGUCCUGACUGCGGCCGCCGCUUUGGCCAGCUGGCCAACUAUCAGCAUCACCGCUUAGGCCAUGCUGCCGGCUGCAGCUUGCCUCAUCAGUGCCCCGACUGUGGCAAGAGUUUUCGGCAGCUUUCAAACCUACGUCGACACCAGGCUUUCCAUCGGCAAACCCAGGAGUUGCUGCCUUCCCAGCCCUAUUCCUGCACGGAGUGUGGGGAGAGCUUUAACCAGGAGGCAGGCCUGCAUGAGCACUAUAUUCGUCAUGCUCGUGGGGAGCUCUAGCAUUACCAGUAGUGAAUCCCUCUUCUUCCCACGUCUGGGUGGAGAACAGAAGGCAGCAGGCGCUGCUGCGUGAGACGCAGAGCCAGAUUCUUUCCUUUUGGGAAAUAGUGGGCAAAGUCUUUUGUCCUCUGGAAGUGCCGUGGCAGGUUUUGCUCCACUUAGAAAGAUGGCUCAGAAUCUGUAAAGAAGCAUUUCUCUAACCUAAGGAUGAAAAAGGGAAUGUUAUUGGUUGGAGAUACUGUCUUCCACCUAAUUCUCUGUUGGUUUCUUAUGACUGUCAAAGAACUCUCAAAUCCUGACUGGCUUCUGGGCAGCAAUUUUUUUUCACCCUUAGCUAUCAAGAUUCCCAUCCCCCAUUUUUUUUUCUUUUAGAAAAUGAAAACGUUUGCAUUUUCUACAGGGAACAGAUUUGUGCUGCUAUCACAAAUGAUCCUUCUGAAGGGCACCGGAUGCUAACUCUGAACUGGGUGUAGCUUUGAGUGCUGACUGUAAAUGUAGGUGCAUCAUUUGAUAAGGAGAACAGGCUCUCAUUUUUUCAGCUCCUAUUAUACAAAGUUUACAUCUAUUUAGGGUUCUACUGAAAUCAUGUCAUUGCAGUGGACAGCUAAGUGACAGCCUAGCCAGGGGUAUAUCGGUCUACUGAAUUUUUUGUACCUUAUUGCUAAAUAAAAUGCAGUGCAUUCUGCAAAACAAAAAGGUUGCUUGCAUGCAUAGCUUGAGUAUAAUAUUCCAACAAUAUAGUUGCAGGUGUUUUAGGAUGUAAAAUUGCUACAGAUUUCUAGUUAUUUUUUUAAGUAUGCAAACAUUGAUUGAGAACCAGAGCUUGGAGUGAGCCCUCUGAGAUGAAAAUAUGCUUAUUGGUGAAUUCUGUACUCAUGAGAGUAUUGUUCAAAUUCCUAAGUCUUGCUUUAGAAAACAAUCAGAAAUGUGAACCAAAAAAACCCUACACCCUUUCAGGAGAUCCAUCAGUGCGAGUAACCUUGUGUUGUAAAAUUAAGGAACCCUGGGAAAUGUAGUUCUUUAACUUUACUGAAACUGCAUUCUCUAGCACCCUUUUGGUUAUUUGAAGUGAUUUAUGCUUUGAGAGUGGGAUAGUCCUUGUGAUCCCGAAAAUGGUGAAACUAACUUGAAAUUGUUUCUGCAGUGGUGAUACAGGUACUCCUCGACUUACAACCAUUUGUUUAACAACUGUAUGAAGUUAUGAUGGUGCUGAAAAAGUGACUUAUGACCAGUCCUCACACUUACGAUCGUUGCAGCAUCCCUGUGGUCACAUGAUCAGAAUUUGGGUGCUUGGCAACCGGUAUGUAUUUACAACAGCUGCAGUGUGGCAGGGUCACACAAUCACCAUUUGUGACCUUCCCAGGGGGCUUCCAACAAGCAAAGUCAAUGGAAGCUGGAUUCACUUAACG
This is a messenger RNA of Python bivittatus (Burmese python), 2623 nucleotides long. RefSeq lists its product as uncharacterized. The record is from RefSeq and is a predicted model, not a curated record. Gene Ontology annotation, molecular function: DNA-binding transcription factor activity, RNA polymerase II-specific; RNA polymerase II cis-regulatory region sequence-specific DNA binding. Lineage: Eukaryota; Metazoa; Chordata; Lepidosauria; Squamata; Pythonidae. Gene Ontology annotation, biological process: regulation of DNA-templated transcription.